CCGUGCUUCGGCAUAUCCGUGGACCAGGACGACAUCCUCCCCGGCGCCCUGCGCCUCAUCCGGGAGCUGCGGCCGCAUUGGAAACCCGAGCAAGUUCGGACCAAGCGCUUCACUGAUGGCAUCACCAACAAGCUGGUGGCCUGCUACGUGGAGGAGGACAUGCGGGACUGUGUGCUGGUCCGGGUGUAUGGAGAACGGACGGAGCUGCUGGUGGACCGGGAGAAUGAAGUCAGGAACUUCCAGCUGCUGCAAGCACACGGCUGCGCCCCCAAACUCUACUGCACCUUCCAGAACGGGCUGUGUUACGAAUACAUGCGGGGCAUGGCCCUGGGGCCCGAGCACAUCCGUGAGCCCCGGCUCUUCAGGCUGAUCGCUUUAGAAAUGGCCAAGAUUCACACCAUCCACGCCAACGGCAGCCUGCCCAAGCCCACCCUCUGGCACAAGAUGCACAAUUAUUUCACCCUCGUGAAGAAUGAAAUCAACCCCAGCCUUUCUGCAGAUGUCCCUAAGGUCGAAGUGUUGGAACAGGAGCUGGCCUGGCUGAAGGAGCACCUGCCCCAGUUGGACUCCCCUGUGGUGUUUUGUCACAAUGACCUGCUCUGCAAGAAUAUUAUCUAUGACAGCACCAAAGGUCAUGUGCGGUUCAUUGACUACGAAUAUGCCGGCUACAAUUACCAAGCUUUUGACAUUGGCAACCAUUUCAAUGAGUUUGCAGGUGUGAACGAGGUGGAUUACUGCUGGUACCCAGCGCGGGAGACCCAGCUGCAGUGGCUCGGCUACUACCUGCAGGCACAGAAAGGGGCGGCCGUGACCCCCAGGGAGGUGGAGAGGCUGUAUGUUCAAGUCAACAAGUUUGCCCUGGCGUCUCACUUCUUCUGGGCACUCUGGGCCCUCAUCCAGAACCAGUUCUCCACCAUCGACUUCGAUUUCCUCAGGUACGCAGUGAUCCGAUUCAACCAGUAUUUCAAGGUGAAGCCUCAAGUGUCAGCCUUGGAGAUGCCAAAGUGACCAGCUUCCCCAUCCUUCUCCUACCCAUCUGCCUGGCCAGACCUGUUCUCCAGGGCUCAGUUCUGCUCUGGGGUCUGCACCCUUGGACAAGGCAGGAGAGGGGACAGGCGGGAGUCCCGGGCGAAGGCAGCCCUGUCCUAGUUGCCAGCCCCCAGUGAUGUCCCUGGAGGUCACAUUCUUGUGUGGAGGGGCUGACAGGACCCAGCUCUGGGGGUUCCUUCAGCUUGCCAGACUUGGGAGGGGCAGGGGCCGGGAGCGCCUGCAGCCAGCCAGUGCUCGGCCCACAACCACCCUGGAAAGCCCAGCAUUCCUAGCCCCAGGCCAUGCUGGAAUCUGGGCUGCCUUAGAUGUGUCUUUGACCUUCCUGGCUUGGGGAGGGGGGA
Molecule: messenger RNA, 1391 nt
Organism: Vicugna pacos (alpaca)
Lineage: Eukaryota; Metazoa; Chordata; Mammalia; Artiodactyla; Camelidae
Source: RefSeq, a predicted model, not a curated record